Adelges cooleyi (spruce gall adelgid) is the source of this 2079-nucleotide messenger RNA. It is a transcript of the gene cN-IIIB, whose product is annotated as cytosolic 5'-nucleotidase 3. Gene Ontology annotation, cellular component: cytoplasm. NCBI's taxonomy places the organism in Eukaryota, Metazoa, Arthropoda, Insecta, Hemiptera, Adelgidae. The transcript has 8 exons. The coding region runs from base 345 to 1256 and encodes 303 amino acids. Gene Ontology annotation, molecular function: magnesium ion binding; 5'-nucleotidase activity. The record is from RefSeq and is a predicted model, not a curated record.
UAACUGAUAACGUGGGUGUCAUCAUUAAAACGCCUUGUUUAAUAAUUUUUCAAUAUUGUAAUUUGUAAUUUGCAUUCGUGUCCCGCGAAUAAACACUGUAAUUAAAGUUAUUAUUAUUAUUUCAAUAGACAUAACAAUAAUUAGUUACGAGACUAAUGUGCCAGCCGAUGGACGACCAUUAAACGAACGGUUCGACUAAUAAUAAUAAUUAUUAUUAUCAUCAUCAUCGUUAUACUCGCGUCCUUUACGGUUUGUACUGCUCGAUUGAGACGACCCGGUUGCACUCAAAUCAGUCUUAGCCAUCGAACAAGAUUUUGGCACAGCCGAAAACGCAUCGUUUCGAAAUGAAAUUCAUCGAAGAGAUCAAACGGCGUUUCGGCGCAGCGGUUUACAUAAGAGACGAACAAGUCGUCGACACCAAAAUCUGUCAACUGGUCGAAGGCGGUGUUGAAAAAUUACAAAUAAUAUCGGAUUUUGAUCGGACAAUAUCAACGUCGGUACACAACAAUGAGCCGACAAAGAGCAGCUUUUGCGUAUUCGAAUCUUGUAGCAGCCUGACGGAAGAUUACAAACAGAAGGCUCGCGAGUUGUACAAUAAGUUCCUUCCUAUUGAAGACGAUCCUAACAUGACGGUAGCCGAGAAAUUACCUUACAUCGAAGAUUGGUGGCGACAAAGUGAGCGACUAUUAAAAAAUAUGCGUUUUCGCUAUGAAGACAUCGAGCUGGCAGUCAAACAAGCAGAUGUCAAACUUAGAGAAGGAAGCGCUGAAGUUUUUCAAAAAUUGUACAAACACAAUGUGCCCGUGAUUGUUUUGUCAGCCGGCAUCGGCGACGUGGUAGAAUUGACUUUGAUCCAUGAAAACCUGCUGACCGCCAACGUGUCUGUCGUAUCAAAUUUUCUCGAUAUUGCCGACGCGGACGACGGUUCCACUGUUAUAAAAGGAUUCAAAGGGUCCAAACUCAUUCACGUUUUCAACAAAAACGAACACGCCUACUUAGAAAGCCACAGCAAUGACACCAAACUGAGCGGUCGACUCAACGUGAUUCUCAUGGGUGACUCGCUGGGAGACGCAAACAUGGACGGCGGCAUUGCUUACGACACUGUGUUGCGUAUUGGUUUUCUCAACAGCGAUGUGGAAACCAAAGACGACCCGUAUUUGUUACAAUACGAGCGUGCGUUCGACAUAGUCUUGGUCCAAGAUCAAACCAUGGGUGCGUUCGACUACUUAUUGGAAGAAAUCAUCAACAACAGAUAAUGCAGCGGUUCAGCCGUGUACGUGUCGUGUGGUAUUUUUUUUAUUUAAAAUUGUUUUUACUUUAACACCUAAGCGUAAUAUUGUAUUUAUCGAUUCGGUGCUGUUUUUUUUUUUUCGUUACAUAAUAAACUUCAGUUAUUAACUUAGUAUAAUAAUUUUGACUAGCGUUUGUAACGAGUACAUUCUUGUAAAUUGUGUCGACGAAGACGACGGCGAUCAAUUUGUUGAGCAAAAAGUUAAAUUGUUUUAUUUUUAUCUUUUUAUUUUUCUCAAGUACAGUUUCAAUAACGAAAAUCCAUCGCGUCAACUAGAAUAUUACGCUAUUGAAUUAACACAAUAUUACAUACACACACGCAGACUUACGCUAAACUAUUGCUAAAAAAUUAUUACAACAAUAACAACAAUAUUGACAAACAAAAACAAUUAAAAUUACAUUUAAAAAGAGAAAACCAUGUACGACCAGGAAAACGGUGUACGUGCUAUAACAAUUAGUCGAAUGUAUUUUAAACUCAUCGUCAAUAUUAUAAACGACAACGUGUACGCAAAUUUAAUUUUUAUCACGAUGGCGACAAAUUCUAGACGCUUACAGUCGAUAAAUAUUGCCAUUUUUCGUCAUAUAACUUUUGAUACCUGCAAAAAAAUAUCGAAAACUCAAUUCGAUUAACAUGGAAAUGGUUGUACUCAAUAAUAUUAUAGAAUAAAAUCUAGUCAAAUUAUUUUAGUAGCUUUUAUCAAAGUAUUUUUAGUCAUUUAUUGUACCGAUAAAUCAACUGCGACUAAGUUUGUUUUAAUAUUAAGGAUUUACAGUAAAAGAAAAAAAUAA